AUUUUUCUCCCAUCCACCUUGGUUACACUGAUGAUGUUAUCAAAAUGCGAUAAUCGCAUGUGGUAGUGGAAAGCUCCACAUCUAAUGUUCCGAUUGUUACCGCGUUUUCGACAACUAUUAACAAUGACUGGAGGUUCCCCACCAAAGCGCUCUUCACUGUGGAUUGGCACCCACAACGGCACUUUCCAUUGCGAUGAAGUUGUUGCCUGCUUUAUGCUCAAGCAAUUGGAAGAGUUCAAGAACGCUGAGAUUUUUAGAAGCCGCGACGACAAAGCUUUGCGAGAAAAAUGCGACAUCAUAGUGGAUGUGGGUGGCGAGUAUGAUCAUGCCAAGAAAUGGUACGACCACCAUCAGCAAACCUUCAAGGAAACAUUCAAGUCCAUUCGCCCGGAAGUCAGCGAAGAUUUCAAUGUUAUCAGACUUAGCAGUGCCGGCUUGGUUUACUCCCACUAUGGCGAGCGGGUCAUCCAGAGCAUCUUGCAGCGUGAGAAGGGCAUUCAACUCUCGCCGGAGAACCUGCAACUGGCCUUCGUCCAGAUCUACAGGAAUUUCAUCAGCGAACUGGACGCCAUCGACAACGGAGUGCCCAUGUUCGAGGGCGGCGAGGCAUUAUACAAAAUCUCCAGCCAUCUAUCCGCCCGCAUUGGCAAGCUAAAUCCCUCCUGGCAGGAGGUGGGAGUGGAUAUCGAGGAGCGAUUCCGACAGGCAAUGGACACAGCUGGCCGGGAGUUUGUGGAAAACGUGGUGGAGGUGGCCUGCUCCUGGAUUGCGGCCAGGGACCAUGUACGAGCGGCUCUGGAACAGGCUAAGAGCGUCCAUCCAUCCGGCGAGAUUCUUGUGCUGAAGGUUUUCUGCCCGUGGAAGGCUCACCUCGCGGAUUUGGAGAAGGAGUACCAGGUGGAGGGUGUCCCCAAGCUAAUUGUCUUCAACGACGGCAGCAGUUGGCGCGUGGCCGGUGUCCCAGUGACCCCCAGCAGCUUUUUGGGACGCAAGUUCCUGCCCACACCCUGGCGAGGAUUGAGAGACGAUGAUUUGAGUGAGAAGGCGGGAAUCAAAGAUCUCAUAUUCGUGCACCACAGCGGGUUUAUUGGCGGAGCCAAAACUGAGGAGGCCGCGAUGUUAUUGGCCAAGAAGUCCAUUGAGUGGGCGGAUGAGUAAUAAAUUCAAAGAAUGUGUA
Molecule: messenger RNA, 1177 nt
Organism: Drosophila elegans
Lineage: Eukaryota; Metazoa; Arthropoda; Insecta; Diptera; Drosophilidae
Product: MYG1 protein C27H6.8
Exons: 3
Coding region: 85-1158 (357 amino acids)
Cellular component (GO): nucleus; cytoplasm
Source: RefSeq, a predicted model, not a curated record